Anopheles coustani is the source of this 4395-nucleotide messenger RNA. RefSeq names its product anillin-like. Gene Ontology annotation, biological process: actomyosin contractile ring assembly; septin ring organization; mitotic cytokinesis. Lineage: Eukaryota; Metazoa; Arthropoda; Insecta; Diptera; Culicidae. The coding region runs from base 197 to 4303 and encodes 1368 amino acids. The record is from RefSeq and is a predicted model, not a curated record. The transcript is spliced from 9 exons. Gene Ontology annotation, cellular component: actomyosin contractile ring.
GAAAGGCGUUUCGCAGUGCAUGUACAGGUUCGUUCAGAAAACAUUGAUUUGCCCGGAAAUUGGUCCGUAAGAAGUGCGUGCCAUACAUUUUUGAAAACAAUAUUACAAACGAAGUGAGGUUUUUUGUGAAAAGUGUUCGGGAAGUUUAUAUUUCCUAAGUUCAUAUUCGGUGUGGCAGUAUUGAGGAAAUGCCAACAUGGAUCCUUUCACGCAGAAUAUACUAGAACGAGCGGAGAAGCGGGCUGCAGCGCUUGGUAUUACGAACACUUCGAAGUUCCCACUGUCCGAGUUUAACUACGAAGCGGAUAAGCCAACGUCGGGUGCAUCGCCGAAAAAGAAACCGUCAGGAUCGAGAAAGCAUUCCGCACCGAAAGCACCGCCUGUUCAGGCUUCUGCAACCACCGUGUCGACCCGCACGGCGGCAGACGGUGACCGGACUACGACGGUGGACAUUGGUGGUCAGGAUAACUGUGAUCUAGCGCUUGAAAUUAAUAUCACCACUAGCGCUAACCUGCAGGUAGACUUAGGCGUGAAGGAACUGGAGACGGACGGUAGUGUAAAGAAACAGUGGGAGCACAAUAUUGUGCGUGCAAUUGAGGCGGGAAUGUCUGCUGCAGCGGCUGCAGGUGGCGGUGAUGGAGAAGACGUUGACGGUGAGAAGGAGAAUGCGUCGAAGAAGAAUAUUAUUCGCGAUCAGUCGCGAAAUCAGCUGCAACGACUCGGCACUCUGUACUCCGACACCCAGGAUCUUUCCUCGCCAGUGCACCGUACCGAGGGACGGUUCCAUGAGGAGCUGAGAGAGGGUGGCGGUCGCCAGCAGAAAACUAAGCUGGCCAAGCUGGCGAUGCUAGCCGACUCGAUCAACAACUGGGAGGAUGAUACAUCGCACCCGGAUAUCAAGCACCAUCGGGAGACCAUCGUGCCAGGUAGGGAGAAGAAAUCUCCCAAUCGGCAGCAAAGCCCUAGACGUGGUGGUGGUGGUACUAACCACGCUACCGUGACGGGUGCAACGCCAAAAAAGUACCCCGCACCAAAUCCACCAAAGUCGAUCCUCAGCCCUCAGAAGUCGGCGUCGGGAAUGGGUGGUGGUGAAGUAGGAGCGGCGGGAGCAGCAGGUAAACCGCAGCAAACGAAGUCCCUCAAAUGGGAUCAGAAGGUAAUGGAUACACUCGAGUCGCAGGGCUUCCAGAGGCGUGAGUCGACCGCACCGAAGUUGGUGUACGACUACAAGGACGAUGGGCAUGAAAAAAGACCCGAAAAUGGACGAGCUCCCGUUGCGAAGCCGGUUGAGGCGAAACCGGCGCUGAAAGCGGUGGAAGUUAAAAAACCACCAAUGGAGCAGAAAAAAACACUACCGUCGAAGCAAGGCGGUGGAAUCGUAUCGGGUCGGGCAGCAAUGUUUGAAAAAUCUUCCGGUCGGCGCCAGUCCAUACUGAAACCGGGGCAGAAAGAUCCGGCCGAAAUGUCGCUCAAGGAACGCCUGGCCAUUUUUGAAAAGAAUAAGGGAGCGGCACUUGUACCAAAGGCUGCCUUCGGUAUCAGUCCAUCGAUUCGGCAAAUCACCGGCCAAAAGGAAGGUCCGUCUUCGGCAUCGUCCUCGUCAGGUAUCCAAGGCUUCGGUGGUAUCACCACCGGGCAUCAGACGAAAGCGAAUGCUGCUGCACCCUCAUCGCCACAAAGUAAGCCGAAAGUCGACCAUGGCAAGCCUGCCACAAAGGCUGAAACAAUGGCCAGUGGUUCGGCCAUUCGUAAUACCGUCGCGGCGCUGAUGUCCAACACGAGCACCAUCUCAGAGUCGCAGAUUGCCGAGGACAAUCGGCGGCAGCGUCAGCAGGAAAUGGAACAACUGCUCAACCGUUUCUCAAAGCCCGUCGACAUGUCGUCCGACGUGUCCGGUAGCUGCGAUGGUCCAAGACCCAUCCCAUCCGCACCACCAAUGCCCCCGGAGGGUUACCUGACAUCGAGCGGUAAAAAGAAGAAACCCGUUGACGAUGGUGGACACACCGGUGCGGUAAAGCGACGCAGUGAUGGUUCAAAGGACAGCCCGGGAGUGAUGGCCGCAUUGGACGACGUUAAACGUAUCCGGGUGGGCACCGCUGCGAAGGACGGCCGCAUGUACCCGGCGCUGAGUGACAUCGAAACGACGGCCACCGAAUCGGGUGACGAAGGUACCCCGUGUGACGAUUACACUACGGCCACGGUGUCCGGCUCGGAAACAUCGGACGAUCGGGCCUACCGGACCGCAAGCUACGGUGAAAAGGCCGACCAUGAGCGCCUGGAAGACCAGAGUGGCGAAGAGGAAGAGGAAGAGGAGGACGAAUAUGAUGAAGAGGAGCAGUUUGAAGUCGACGAGGAUGACGACAGCUUCAUGUACUCGGACGACGAAGCAAAUAUCGCCAAUGUGAGUCUGGGUCGUGAAAUUAUGGAUGCCGUCAAGAUGAACGAUCGCCGCAAGAGCAACCGUGGACAUCGACAAAGCCAGGGAUGGAAGCAGGAAGCAAAAUUGUCGACUGGUGCGCCACCGAAACGAACGGUCGAGUUUGACUUGAGCGAUACUUCGGGUCAGCUGGAGGACAGCGAUCUGCUCGAUGCAUGCCUUGAAGAGGCGUUCGUCGAUGAAAGUAGCAGCGAGGAGUACAAUACACCCCGUAAAUCGUCCGUUUCGUCAAACAGCUUCUCGUACCAGAAACACCCUGGCCGCGGUGGCGAUCGCUGUGUGACGAUCAACGAGGAGGAUGAUGGAGCAAGAAUUGUUGGCGCCAGCAAACGUAAGUCGGGCACUCCGCGCCGUAGUACCAAUGGCGGGGGCACCGUGGACUACAGCAGUCCCGUGCGUUCGGAGCUACAGGUGAAACCGUCCGGUGACGACAACAUGGUCACACUGGUGCACACCGUUAGCUUCUAUCGGCGCCAGCAGCAGCAACAGCAGCAGCAGCAAAGUGCCCUAACACCGCGCAGAGUACCGCGGACGCCGGUACCACCCGUAGUCGAUUCCACCACGGCCGGCGACUCGGACGAGGAGGAUGAGGAGGAUGCCGUUUCAAGCACGGCCGAAUCGACCGGUACCAGUGCGUCCACCGAGGAAGCCCAGUUUCUGGUGCAGGACAAGAUCAAGAAGCUGCUGGACGAGGUGUGCAAACAGCAGGCGAUUAUUGCCCAGACCAGCCAGGCGCUGAACUUGUGCGCGGCCACCGUAGAGUUUUCCGGCUCGUCAGAAGCGGAAGAAUGCGAGCGGCAUCUGCUCGUUGCCACACACCGACGGCAGGCAAUUCUGGAUGAAGUGCAACGAUUGCGGGUGGAAGGCUGCCUCAGACCCCCGGGGGCCCCGACCGAGAAGGGCCGUCUGACGGUAAAAGAAAUCACGCUUCCACUGAAGCAGGAGUACAUGCGCAAACUUGGGGCCGAUCAGAUCGCCGGACACAACCUGGUCUGUCUGUUGAAGUACAAUGAAACCGUGCUGGCCACACAAACGACCCCGACGCUACCGGGCAUGCUGUCGGUGCGCUUUCCGGACGUUUUGCAGCUGAGUAACGUGUUUGCGGAUUUUAAGAUAACGAUGGAAAUCUACGGUAUGCCAGCAUCGCGCGAAGUUCUCCCGCAUGAAGUCAAGUAUCACCUUCCGAUUAGCAAGAAGAAGGGUGGCGGUGGAUCAAGCAAACUGCACACCCCGAAGGGCAUCAAGGCGAACUCGCGGCUUAUCAUGCCCCCGGUUCAGUCACCGGCUGGUCCACAUGCGGUCCGCUCGCCGUCGCUCAUUCAGUACGGAUUCAUCAUUUUCUCGCUGAAGGAAAUUCAGCGUACCAGCUGGAUGCUAAACCCGAUCGCUGGCUGUCCCAGUCCGCUUGACGGCACGGUUAAUAUGCGUGUCAACUGCGAACUGUCCGUCACGGUGGACUACCACGGGUUCCUGACGAUGUACGAGGACGUGUCGGGCCUGGGUGCCUGGCAUCGGCGCUGGUGUCGGUUGCAGCGCCACACGAUCAACUACUGGCGGUACCCGGACGAUGAGAAGCGGAAGGCACCGAUCGGUAGCAUCGAUCUGCAGGGUUGCAGCACACAGCGGGUCGGCGUGGCACCGCGCGACGUCUGCUCCCGGCUCAAUACGCUCAUGCUGGAAUUUCCACGCCCGGCACAGGACGGUGAUGUCGAGUCACUCAAGAUCGUCCGUCGGGGCAGGAUGACCAUCGAAAGGUAUCUGCUAUCCGCCGACUCGAAGGAGGAACGUGACGAAUGGUGCGCCCAUUUGAACAAAACGCUCGCCCUGCUGAAAGCCUGGGGCGCGGGCAACGUCGCCACCAGUUAAUCGUGGCCACGCAUAUUUUUGUUUUAUUCUUAAUUCUAUAGCCCGCACACUGGGAAGCCCCCCGAGGGUGCAUUCUGUUGUGGCGUACGAAU